Messenger RNA from Stegodyphus dumicola, 555 nucleotides. RefSeq lists its product as uncharacterized. The record is from RefSeq and is a predicted model, not a curated record. NCBI's taxonomy places the organism in Eukaryota, Metazoa, Arthropoda, Arachnida, Araneae, Eresidae.
GAGGGACAUCAACAAUAGAGCUAAGCCCUAGAUCUAAGAUAUGCUGAAAGAAAGAGUGUGAGGGAGGUGGGGAAAAUGCCAGUAUAAAGAGAAAACGUAAGAAUAGAAAGAAAUGCUGAAUGAACAAAUUUUGGAGUCCUACCGUUCUACACAGCCAAAGAAAAUGAAGCUGAUAUUCUGUCUCGUUACCUAUGCAAUCCUUCUGUUAACAGCCGAUGGUAACGCGGAUCAUGAGGCGGGUGCCAUCGAAAAUGAUUUUUCACUAUACGAAGCUGCUUCUGAAAGGGCUGAAACAGAAAACGAAGAAAAACAGAAAUGCAAGGGAAUGUUGGAACCUUGCGAUGACCUUUGUGAAUGCUGCGACGAAGGCUACUAUUGUGUUCCGAGAAUAGGAGGUAAAAUAAAAAUGUGCGGGCCCUUCCAACCUGAAAAAGCACGAAAACACGGUUUCAACUGCACUGGAAAGUUUCUGUAGCUUUAUUCUUCUAUAUGAAAGCAGAAGAAAUUUCGUUCGGAGUGUAAAUAUUGACUCCUGAAAUAAAGUUGUAUUUCAUA